GCAUUUCUAUAGACAACCCCCGUCUAUAUUUCGGGUCCUGAGUCAACGUGGGACAGUACGUUUGUGUCAUGCCGAAUUUGUUGUGAAGUGUUUGUGUUUUUAAUGUCUGUAGUUGUAUUUUGACAUAUUGGACAGUAACUAUUAGUACUUAUCAUGAUGCCGGGGGAGAAUCAUUCCAGAAUCGCUUCAGAAGCAACUACCGGAGUCUGUAGAAACUGCACUGUACUUCACCAGAACCUAAAGGAAUAUGUGGCAGCUCUCCUGGUUUUGAAACAGAAAAGUAUUGACUCCGAUCACCGGCUGAGUGAAUAUCAAGGGAAGUGUGAAGAGCUUCAGAGAUCCCAGAGGGAGACCGGUAAGCUGCGUAAACUUCUUGAUGAUCUGCAGUUGAAAGUAGCUUCUCUGGAAAAGCAACAUGCAGAGAACGAAGCCAUGCGGGCAGAGCUGGAGGCGAAGCAGAGCGCUGAGACGUUGUCCCAGCAGCUUUUUGAGGAAGUGGAGAGGCUGAAGGAGCAGAACAACAACACAGAGACUCUAAAGAAGAGACUUGAGGACCAGCUGAAGAUGGUAACAGAGACGACAGAGAAGCAGUGUCUGGAUAAUGUCCAGUUGAGACGGGAGAAGACAGCGCUGGAGAACGACCUGCUGAAAACGCAGAUGUCGUUGAAGACGUGUCAGAAGGUAGCAGAGGAAGUGCAGCGGUUAAAGGAGGACGACGCCAGGACAUCCGUUCUGAAACACAACUUGGAAAAACAACUUGGACAGUUUCAAGAUUUUAAACGCAAACAAGAGCGGGACAUUACCGGGCUGAAAACGGAGAAGAUUCUGCUGGAGAAAAACCUUCUACACCUUCAGGAACGACUACAGAAACUGGAGACGGAGAAGAAUAAAGUAUUAAAGAGCACAUCAACUCAAGCAACGGCACCUGAAGAAACAAAGGUGGAUAGAGAGAAGGUCCAGAGGCUGCUGGAGGAUCUGUGGGUGUGUGUAGCUCCUCCCUCAUCACACCUCCCUGCCAGGAGAAAACAGCAGUUAAAGGAGCACCUACAGGACAGCAGCAUAGUUGAACCCGACGGACCUAAUGGUGACCCGCCAGGCCCCGGACCCAGCAGGAACAGUGACCCGCCAGGCCCCGGACCCAGCAGGAACGGUGACCCGCCAGGCCACGGACCCAGCAGGAACGGUGACCCGCCAGGCCACGGACCCAGCAGGAACGGUGACCCGCCAGGCCACGGACCCAGCAGGAACGGUGACCCGCCAGGCCACGGACCCAGCAGGAACGGUGACCCGCCAGGCCACGGACCCAGCAGGAACGGUGACCCGCCAGGCCACGGACCCAGCAGGAACAGUGACCCGCCAGGCCACGGACCCAGCAGGAACAUUGACCCGCCAGGCCACGGACCCAGCAGGAACGGUGACCCGCCAGGCCACGGACCCAGCAGGAACAGUGACCCGCCAGGCCACGGACCCAGCAGGAACGGUGACCCGCCAGGCCACGGACCCAGCAGGAACGGUGACCCGCCAGGCCAUAAACAUAGUAGAUCAGUUGAGGAGAUCCUGGACUGGUUCAAGCCGCUGCCUCCUGUCCUCUCCCCUUAG
Messenger RNA from Salmo salar (Atlantic salmon), 1599 nucleotides. Lineage: Eukaryota; Metazoa; Chordata; Actinopteri; Salmoniformes; Salmonidae. The record is from RefSeq and is a predicted model, not a curated record.